Messenger RNA from Entamoeba dispar SAW760, 894 nucleotides. RefSeq lists its product as uncharacterized. NCBI's taxonomy places the organism in Eukaryota, Evosea, Mastigamoebida, Endamoebidae. Gene Ontology annotation, cellular component: cytoplasm. The record is from RefSeq and is a predicted model, not a curated record. The coding region runs from base 1 to 894 and encodes 297 amino acids. The transcript is spliced from 2 exons.
AUGAACAACUCUUUCUUAUUCUUGAAUAAAGAAUCUAUUUUAUCUUUAUUUAAUCCUCCUCAUUUAAUACAAUUAAUUGAACAAGCCUUGUACUCUUUUAAUUCGUCUAAUUUCUUAACUAUUACUCCUAACAAUGUUUAUCGUCAUAUCCCUAGUAUUUUCGGUUUAAUGAUUUUAUUUGACACAAAUGGUUUUCCUCUUUGUUUAUUAGAUGGAAGCACUUUAACUUCAAUUAGAACUGGUGGUAUUGGUGGUCUUGCAAUUGAUCUUCUUACACAACAAAACGUACAAUCUCUAGGUUUAAUUGGGUGUGGUGUUCAAGGUUAUUAUCAAUUACUCUUUGCAUGUUCUAUUCGAAAAUUCUCCACUAUUUAUUUAUUCAACUUUCCUGAGACAGACCUUUCUCCGUUCAUCCACAAACUAUCUAAUGACUUACUUCAUCAUGGUGUUCACCACCACAUCCAUUUUGUAGUUUGUUCUUCCCCUACAGACGUUGUUCUUAAUUCUCAAGUAAUCAUCACUGCUACUACUUCUUCUAAACCUGUUCUUCCUGACACACCUCUUCUCUAUCUUGAUAAAACAAUUAUUGCAAUUGGCUCUUAUCUCCCUACGUCUCGAGAACUUCCUGAUGCUGUGUUUAGUGAUGAAACGUCAGUGUUUAUUGAAAUGGACUAUGCCAAAAAAGAGAGUGGUGACAUUUUAAUUCCAUUACAAAAUAACAAACUUUCUAAUGAAAAUAUUCAUUAUUUAAUAGACAUCAAAAAAGACAAAUCACUAACAAGAAGGACUAACAUUUUUAAGUCUGUUGGAAUGGCAUUAUAUGAUAAUAUUGUUGGAUAUGACUUAUACAGGGAUGCAAAAGAGAAAAAUAAAGGAGAAGAAAUAAUAUUAUAA